UCCUCCACCCUCCCAAACAAGCAGCGUCCACGCCACGUCACCCUGUGUCUGAACUGGGACUGCAAAACUUACUUAGACUGCAUUAGGAGAGGCACUAACCUAAAGACUUCUCACAGAAGAAGUGCACAAGUAGAAUAAAAAGUUUCUUUGGAUUAAACAGAGACCAGCUCCAGUGCAACAAAGGUUUGAAUUGCAAAGCUCAAUGAAGAAUAUUGCUGAAGUUUUCUGAUUAAGACAGCCAUUGUGGAUGCAAUUCCACCAGGAGCGGAGAAGCUAUUUCUUACCUACAGGAAAAGAAAAUUUAAUGGAAGAGGAUCAUUUAGCAAGCUGUUGAAGAACGAGAAAUAUCCUUAUACAAGUUUUGCAUUGGGAACCAGGAAGAAAAAUUAAGGAAACUUCUUCAGGCAUCUUCUUUUUCAAAAUAAAUUAACUGAUUUUCAUUCAGACCUCCCUGGGACAUUCUUAGGCCAUCAUGAAUGUAUUCCGGAUUCUGGGAGAUGUUUCUCAUCUCUUAGCUAUGGUCAUAUUGCUGGUGAAGAUCUGGAGAUCAAAGUCUUGUGCUGGUAUCUCAGGAAAGAGCCAGAUCCUUUUUGCACUUGUUUUUACAAGCCGUUACCUUGACCUAUUGACAAACUUCAUUUCCAUCUAUAAUACUGUCAUGAAGGUCGUUUUCUUACUUUGUGCCUAUGUUACUGUAUAUCUGAUCUAUGGGAAAUUCCGGAAAACUUUUGACAGCGAGAAUGAUUCCUUUCGCCUCGAAUUCCUUUUGGUUCCUGUCAUAGGCCUGUCAUUUUUGGAAAACUACAGUUUUACACCUACAGAGAUCCUCUGGACUUUCUCUAUUUAUUUGGAAUCAGUAGCUAUCCUCCCACAACUCUUCAUGAUUAGCAAAACAGGUGAAGCCGAGACAAUCACUACCCACUACCUUUUCUUCUUGGGUCUCUACCGUGCUCUCUAUCUUGCCAACUGGAUCUGGCGUUACCACACAGAAAACUUCUAUGAUCAGAUUGCUGUGGUUUCUGGAGUAGUACAGACGAUCUUCUACUGUGAUUUUUUUUAUCUCUAUAUUACUAAAGUAUUAAAAGGAAAGAAGUUGAGUCUUCCAAUGCCUAUCUGAAGAUGCACACCAUUUAACAAGUUCCUGAAGACACUGCUGCAGGACUGAAGGAUUUUUUUCUACUCUUCCGCCAUUUGGUUCAGCUAGUAUUUGGAGAAUUUACCCUGUUCCUCUACACCGUAACUAGCAAACCCCAAAUUGUGCCUGAGAGACUGAUGUUUGGGUAGCUAACACUUCUGGCUUAACACUUACAGACUUUAAGUAUUUACAUUUUCUUUUGUACUGGCAUGUUCCUUUGAUGACUGAACUGUGCUUGUUAACAAAUAAAAUAAUACCAACUACA
Messenger RNA from Varanus komodoensis (Komodo dragon), 1400 nucleotides. It is a transcript of the gene KDELR3, whose product is annotated as KDEL endoplasmic reticulum protein retention receptor 3. The record is from RefSeq and is a predicted model, not a curated record. The coding region runs from base 473 to 1117 and encodes 214 amino acids. Gene Ontology annotation, cellular component: membrane; endoplasmic reticulum; cis-Golgi network. Gene Ontology annotation, molecular function: ER lumen protein retrieval receptor activity. NCBI's taxonomy places the organism in Eukaryota, Metazoa, Chordata, Lepidosauria, Squamata, Varanidae. Gene Ontology annotation, biological process: protein retention in ER lumen; endoplasmic reticulum to Golgi vesicle-mediated transport. The transcript has 5 exons.